AUGUUUCGUGACUGGGUCUGGCAAGACAGCAAUCUUACGAGUGUAUUUCUCGCCGGCCUGCAAAAGCUGGAUGGCAAAGCAUGCCAAGAGGUCGUAGAAAACAUUGUCGCGUUUAAAGUGGGGUCGGACAGCCUAACGCAAGUUCCUUACGAAGCAUUGCAGUCUAUGGAGUUGGCCCGACAUAAGCGGAAGCUUGGGCAAACCGAACUCGAAAUUCCGGACAGCGAAGACGACGAGGAUUACGGAUGGGCAGAAGAAGACGAAGCAGCUAUGCCGGCGCCGCCGCCCCAGUGGCAAGGCAGUGAAGACCUCAUCUUAGGUCAAGACAUCGGGCAAAGUGAUGAUGAGAACAGCGAACAUGACGGUACCGACGAUGAGUCGACCAUAAAAUGA
Fusarium sp. VM40 is the source of this 393-nucleotide messenger RNA. Lineage: Eukaryota; Fungi; Ascomycota; Sordariomycetes; Hypocreales; Nectriaceae. The record is from the annotation of a GenBank genome assembly.